UUGCAAAUAAGAUUCAAAUUCAACAGCCACUUAUAUAUAUCGUUGUACAUCAUUUAUGAAUUACACAUAUGUGUUUAAAAAUUUCUCAAUGUAUUUUACACUUUUUCUUAAUAUGGCAACGCUCUUUUGAAUAUUUACACAAAUAAUAAACUUCAAACAUCUCCUUUCUUGUCAACAAAUUCAUAUUGAAACAACCUUCUAUAUUUUUAAAUCAUGGCUUGAAUCCUUUUAUUCUAUUAAAAACAUUUAAGUAAUAACUUCAAAAAUAUUUACAAACAAACUAGACAUUGAACAGUGCACAACAAAUAACCUGUCGGAUACAUUUAUCUAAAAAAAAAUUAAAUAAAAACUAAAAGAAAAUUAAAAAUUCAACAAGUGUAUUUUGUGUUAACAACAGGUAAACAGAAUAGUGAACAAUUUCUUGGAAAAUUAUGGAAACAAUUACAACAACAACCUUACCGCAAGAGGGUUUAGUUAAAAUAAUAAAAAGUGCCUUUAACUCAAGGCUGUUAACUCUAGCCUAUGAUAACUUGAAACCAGAAUGUCUUGUACCUGAAAGAUUUCUUAAAGAAGCUUGUAAAUCAUUACGUCCUGCAGUUGAUUCCUUUUUAAAAAAGCAUUUUGCUUUCAAAUACAACAUAGUACUUUACGCUACUUAUGCUAAACUUAAUCUAAAGGAUUUAGAAAAUACAGUCGUGGAGUUGAAACAUUUUCAAACUGACAUAAAAUAUGUUUUCGAUAUUAAAAGUUAUGAUGAGCUAUUUGCCCAAAAUAUUGAAAACAUAAUACGGCAAACCGAAGAAUUCCCUGGCAAUGGCGGCAGUUGGACUUUAGUGCAGUUAAUUAAAAUGGAAUUAAAUUUACAAAGAUAUCAACCUUUAAAAGGUUCCAGUUAUAUACCAUUACCGCUGAAAAUACAUCUGAAAAAAGCCUGUAUAAAUGUUAAAAAUAAUGAUGUUUACUGUUUUAAAUGGGCUAUAUUGGCGGCACUAGCUGAAGUUCGUAAAGAUGCCUGUUAUACAAGUAAAUACAAAGUGCAUAAUAUAAGCUCGGAUAUUAUACGUAUCAAAAAUUAUAGUUUAAAUUUCAAGGGUUUAAGUUUUCCUCUCAAACUUAAUGAUAUAUCGAUUUUUGAAGAGAAUAAUCGAGAUAUAAGUGUAAAUGUAUUUUGUUAUGAUGAAGAAAAUCAGAAAAUUGUUGGUCCCUAUUACAAGAGGAGGGCGAGAAAAGCAAAACAUAUAAAUCUAUUGUUUAUUGAAGAACGUAAUGGAGAGGAAUCAAAUUCACAUUAUGCAUGGAUAAAGAAUAUGUCAAGAUUACUUAGAAAUCAAAAAACCGCAUUCGAAGGAAAAAUCUUUGUAUGUGAUGAUUGCCUGCAACAUUUUCAUAAAAAGGAUAAAUUAGAGGAACACAUUAAUAAUGAUUGCCAAAGUAUUGUAAAUAUACCCAAAAGAGAUAAGUCUAUAUUAGAAUUUAAGAAUUGUGAUAAAACCUUAGAUGUGCCAUUUGUUAUUUAUGCAAAUUCCAGUUAUAUAUAUGAAAAAUCAGAAAUCGAAAAUACUUCCAAGCCUUAUGCAUUUUGUUAUUAUAUAAAAUGUAAUUUUAAUCAAAAUUUAGAUAAAUUAUGUUGUUUUAAAGCACCUAAUGCAACGGCAGAAUUUAUUAAGAGUUUAAUUAAAGAUGUCAAUUACUUUUAUUGUAAUUUUCUAACAAAGUUAAAACCGGUAAAAAAUCAAAAUUUAUGUGUAAGUGAACAGCUAGAUUUUCUAGAAAACAAUAAGUGUCACAUUUGUUCGGAUGAAAUUAACAAAGAGGAUAAAGUUAAAUCAUAUUGUCAUACAACUGGCAAAUAUCGUGGUCCUGCCCAUUAUUUUUGUAUUGUAAAUUUUAAAUUAUUAAAUUUUUUUCCAGUUAUUUUUAAAAAUUUCUCUAAACAUGAUUAUCAAUUAUUUGCUAAAGAGUUGUAUAGUUUUGACAAUGAGGCUGCAAAUAUUACUGCACAGUAUAACGAUUCAUAUAUAUCGCUAGCAAAAACCAUUAAUACGGAUAUAGGUGCUAAAAUUGAAAUAAGACUUUUAGACUCUUCUAGGUUUAUGCCAAAUAAAUUAGCAGAUCUAGUUAAGACUAUGAAAAUUAAAGAUUUUAAAAUAAUUAAAUCCAUGUUUCCUAAUGAUGAGAACAAGUUUAAUUUACUUAUAAGAAAUGCAAUUUUUCCCUAUAACUAUUUGAAUUCAAUGGAAAAACUAAGCGAUACUUGUCUACCAGGCAGAGAAGAAUUUUACAAUCAUUUAAGUGAAAAAGAAUGUUCUUUAGAAGACUAUAAACAUGCCCAUGAUAUCUGGUCCACAUUUAAAUGUAAAACUUUACAAGAUUAUUUAGUAAUGUAUUUAAAAUCUAAUGUUAUACUUCUGGCAGAUGUUUUUGAAAACUUUAGAGGAGUUUGUAAAAGUAGUUAUAGCUUAGAUCCCUGCCAUUAUUAUACAGCAGAGGAACUAUCUUGGGAUGCUAUGUUAAAAAUUACAAAAAUUAAAUUUCCUUUAAUAACUGAUAAAACUAAGUUAACAUUUUUACAAAAAGGUUUACGUGGUGAUGUGGCGGUCUGUGCAAAAAGACAUGCCAUAGCAAAUAAUAAAUAUCUAGAUGAUUAUAAUGAUCAAAUGCCAGCAAAAUAUUUAAUACAAUUUAAAGAUAAUAGCUGGUACGAAUGGGCCAUGUCACAAGUUUUGCCACAAAGUGAUUUUGAAUGGUUGACAGUCAAUGAAAAUUUUUCUUUAGAUUCUUUAACAAAUGAUCACAAAUAUGGUUACAUAUUAGAGGUAGAACUGAAAUAUCCUCAAGAAGUGCAUGACUUACAUAAUAGCUUACCCUUUUGCAGUGAAAAGAAAGCGCUUAACGAUUCCAAAGAAGAGAAAUUAUUUGCAGAUUUAAAUCAUAAAUAUAAUUAUGUUAUUUACUAUAAAAAUCUACAACAAUGUUUAAAACAUGGUUUAAAAUUAGAAAGAAUUCAUAAAAUACUUAAAUUUAAACAAACAAAUUGGUUAAAAAGUUACAUUACUUUAAAUUCAAAUGGCAAGACAUGUUUUGAAAAACAUGUCUUUAAAUUAUUGACUAAUGCUCUAUACAAUAAGAUCAUUGAAAAACGUUACAAGGAUACAAUUAUCAAAUUUGUCAAUAAAUGGGAAAGUGAGGGUAAAAAAAUGGGUAUUCGUGCUUAUAUAGCUAAACCUGAAUUUAAAAAUGUUCAUAUAUUUGGUGAAAAUCUAGUGGCAGUAGAAUUGGAUAAUACCUAUUCAUAUUAUAAUUCGAUUUAUUUAGAGUUUAUUUUAUUAGAAUUGUUUAAAUGGAAAAUGUAUAAUUUUCAUUAUGAUUGUAUGAUGCCGAAAUAUAAUAAAAAUUUGGAGUUAAACUAUAUAGAUGCUAAUGUAUUUAUUUAUACUAUAACUAUUAAGGAUAUUUAUAAUGAUUUAUGUUUAUUAAAGAAUUUCAAGAUUAAUGGUAAAGCUAUAUUAAAAGAAUUUAUAGGUUUAAGAUCGAAAAUGUAUUCUUUAAAAAUCAUUAAGAAUUUUAACAAUAACAAAAAUAUUAAUUGUUUAAGUAAUUUAAAGUAUUGUUUUUUAAAUAAAACACUUAAUAAUCUACCAAUUAGUGUAUUUAAUUCAAAAUUACAUAAUUUGUAUAUAGAACUGCUUAAGGAUAAAUACUCAAGAUAUUUAGAUAAUAAGAGAAUAAUGUAUUUAGAUAACAUUCAUACUCUGGCUAAAGGUUAUUCACAUUAAUGUAUUGUAAAUUGAAUGCAUUUGUUUUUUAAAAUAAAUUAAUAAUUUUAAAAAU
This is a messenger RNA of Lucilia cuprina (Australian sheep blowfly), 3831 nucleotides long. RefSeq lists its product as uncharacterized. NCBI's taxonomy places the organism in Eukaryota, Metazoa, Arthropoda, Insecta, Diptera, Calliphoridae. The transcript is spliced from 2 exons. The record is from RefSeq and is a predicted model, not a curated record. The coding region runs from base 432 to 3776 and encodes 1114 amino acids.